CAGAAAAGAAGAGAUGAAGUGUUCUUCUAUGCGCGGUUUCAUAAAAAUAGAUCAAUACAUUGUUCGCUGUCAAUGUCAAUAGAUUUGAUGGAGGACGGGUUUUUGACAGGUUUAUUAUCAACCAGAUAGCGUAGCGUUUGUUUGUUGCAUUAUUUGUUAUGCGUUUUAUUCAGCGAAGAGAAUAUUUUUCGUAAUAUUUCAAAAUAUCGAACUAAAAGAUGACUUCGGACGAGUCUGAUGAUGAACCGCUAUCCGUUAUAGCCGCUAACAAGAGGGAACAAGGUGAUGAAGGUACAGCAGCUGAGAUUACUCUGGUUCCAGUUAAAAAGAAAAAGAAAGUAACUCCUCCGAAGCGGCUUUCGAUCACUAUAAAGCUUCAACGGAAGAAGACUGACCAGCCACCAGUGAUAGAGCGGCCUGCGGACGUGUGGUUAUAUUUAAAGGACUUCAAUCCGGCAGGCCCUUACAGCUGUUUACUUUGCUCAGACUGGUUCAUAAACAGAUCGAAAAUUAUUAUUCACUACGUCUUGAAUCACAAGAAGGACUUUUGCGGUAUUUGUAGAUACUUUGUGCCUGACAGAGAUUCAUGGUGGAAACAUCAAAAGUUUCACACUCCUUGGCCCUGUUCCCAGUGUGUACAGAACUUUGAGACAGAAGCAGAAAUCCGGCACCAUCUGAAGACUGUUCACAAUCUUGUGCAUUGCAGACUUUGUCACUUUAGGGUCCUGGACGGUGAUCCAUACCACACACACUUGUUCCAAAAACACAACAUCAGUAAUGUGGCAAAUAAAGAUGAGGAAAACCUGUGGGAAUUAGAAUAUGAUGGCACGUCCAACUUCCAAUGUCUACUCUGCAAUAAACCGAACAUCACCACCAGAACAUUCUUCAACCACUACAUGGGGUACCACCAUUUCACUCUAAAAUGCUUUACACAUCUCAUCUCAGGCAGAGAUCCUCCAUUCACUGUAUUUGGAGCUGAUCUCAGACCAGAAUUUGUUGAGGAACAACUAAAGAACCAUCCAAGGUAUGGCUAUGUUGAAUCUGACUUCAAACCUGCUGGCUGCCCUAUUGAGGCUGACCCAAGUGCUACCAAAGACCUGCUCAAAGUACUCAUACCUGAAAUAAAGCAAGAAGUGGUGACAGCUGAUGAGGCUAAGACUGAUGAUGGUCUGGAAAAGACAAAGGAUGAGGAUUACGAUGAUGUGUACAAAAACUACAAUGGGGAUGAUGACUUUGAUGUCACUUCAUUGGAACUUGUAGCUGUACAGAAAUGUUACCAUGAUUACAUAAGUGAUAUUCUAUCAGAUAUCAAUGCUAAGGCGUUCUUUGAAUAUUCAGAUGUUAAUUAUGAGAAGAUUACAACAGAGAUUACUAUGGAUAUAGUCUGUACUCUGUGUAGUGUGCGGUACAGUACAUUGUCUCUGUUCUCUGCACACAUGUUUAAAAUGCACUGCAUAAAAUCAUCCCCAAUUUUUUCAUGUAGAGUGUGUGUGACACCCUUUGAAAACCAGACUGAGCUGGACAACCAUGUAACCAAUGAGUUGGGGGACUUUGAGGAUCUCUGGAUAUGUCAGUUUUGUGAUAAAGAGUUUGAUGACAGAGAGUCAACGCGGCGCCACUUGACUGAACAUUGGGAUCUGGUAGAAUAUGACAAUUGUUUUAGUCCACAUUUAGGUUUCAAGUGCAGAUACUGCCCCACACUGUUCUGGCAUGAAACAGACAGGGAGACUCAUCAGGUUCGCGCACAUUACUUUAAUCAUAAAGAGGAUUAUUACAAGUGUGAAACCUGUAAUGAGCUGUUUAGUGAUAAGAUUUGGUUUGUCCACCAUUACAUAGAAAGGCAUAGCACUCCAGAGAAGACACCGCUGUAUCUCCUCAAGUGCUAUCUCUGCUGUCUAGUACUACCGACUAUCGAGGAGAUGAGAGGCCACUUCAACUGUGAACACCCUGAAGCAAGGAAGGUGUUCUGUUCCUUAGACUCCUGUCAAUAUAAACCUUUGAGCCAUAGAAAGUCUUUCAAAUUGCAUGUGCGGUCGAUGCACACGUCCCGCGCUCGUCCGGAGCGCACGGCGGACUGCAGCGUGUCCUCCUUUAUUCGAUCGGUGCCACUUUUUUGA
This is a messenger RNA of Spodoptera frugiperda (fall armyworm), 2117 nucleotides long. Its product is annotated as zinc finger protein 423-like. Gene Ontology annotation, cellular component: chromosome. Gene Ontology annotation, biological process: regulation of transcription by RNA polymerase II. The transcript has 4 exons. The record is from RefSeq and is a predicted model, not a curated record. The coding region runs from base 219 to 2117 and encodes 632 amino acids. NCBI's taxonomy places the organism in Eukaryota, Metazoa, Arthropoda, Insecta, Lepidoptera, Noctuidae. Gene Ontology annotation, molecular function: chromatin insulator sequence binding.